Molecule: messenger RNA, 389 nt
Organism: Anopheles aquasalis
Lineage: Eukaryota; Metazoa; Arthropoda; Insecta; Diptera; Culicidae
Source: RefSeq, a predicted model, not a curated record
GCAAUUACCAAGCCACGUAACAUGCGCAUCGUGCACCAUGCUAUGGAUCUACCUGACCGGAAACAUGUGGGGCAAGUGCAGCAACGGUACCGAAGGUGUGGGCUGUGGUCGACCAGAAACGUUUCGCAACUGUGCGGAUAUAAGCAUCGUAUCCAACACGGGCGGUGGGAGACCACCGCUCUUUGUGGGAAGUAACAACCCGUUCUUGCUGUAUUACAAAGACUACCGUGACCCCAAACCGGACAAUGUUUACCCGCUGAUCAUUCGGGACCAGGUGUGCGUACCUACUGAGGCUUACCGUAGCUUCAUUGGCAUGGAGGACUGGUGCCAGAGUAACUGUUUGCGCUACCCACCUAACUGUCCGGAAUCGGUUUGCUACUGUCCGUGAG